This is a messenger RNA of Aspergillus heteromorphus CBS 117.55, 915 nucleotides long. RefSeq names its product DUF1769 domain-containing protein. NCBI's taxonomy places the organism in Eukaryota, Fungi, Ascomycota, Eurotiomycetes, Eurotiales, Aspergillaceae. The record is from RefSeq and is a predicted model, not a curated record. The transcript has 2 exons. The coding region runs from base 1 to 915 and encodes 304 amino acids.
AUGUUUACCAGCAGUAAUCCCACCCCCACCACCCCCCGGCUAAAAGUCACCGCCGGAACCAGCUACUCCCCCAGCACGCACCAGCCGGUGAACAUCAACAGCGACUCCCCCCUCCGCCUCACCUCCCCCCUCAUCACCAGCUCCCUCUGGGUGCGCAUCCAAAACCACAACCCCUCCCCCCCAUCCACCUCCAGCACAAACGCAUACUUCGCCCACCCCCCCACGACCAAGAACCUCUACAGCCUAACCUUCACCCUGCGCUUCCCUGCCUCCACCCACGUAACGGGGAACGACCUCCUGUUCGGGAACGACUUCGACCAUCCGAUCCGGGAGUAUCUGCCUCCGGGAUUCGGGACGGGGCUGCGGAUCGUGAAGUCGGUGCUCGAUCCGAGUCUGGAGGGGGAUGCGUAUGCGGAUAAGCCGUAUCUGCUGAGUCCGGGGGUGGCGGCGUGGAAUUUCUUUUCGAUUGGAGAGAAGAAAGAAGAAGAAGAGGAGGAGGAGGAAGAAGAAGGCAAUCUCAUCGUCUCAGAAGGCAGCACCGGAUCCGGGAUCGAGGAGCGACAGAAAUAUCACAUCCCCGAGGAGGCGGGGGCGCGCAGGAGCCACUUCCUCCGGGAAGACGCGCGGAAGGAGUUCGUCUUCGAGGGGGGGAGGACGUAUGCGGCGGAUUUUGGGAAUCCGUAUUUGGAUUUCAAUGAAUUUGCAAUCCGCCUCCCCGGAAUCAGCUUCCACAUCCGGAAAUAUGUCAGCGAGAAGAACAAUGUGUUGCGGUAUGUGUUGAAGAAUCGGGGGACGGGGGAGGUGUAUUUUGUGGUUUGUUUUACGGUGGAUUUAGAGGGGGAUGCCGAUGACGAUGAGUAUGAGGGUGAGGGAGAGGGAGAGGGAGAAGACAGCGACGGUGAUAGUGUCGAUUAG